Mangifera indica (mango) is the source of this 1929-nucleotide messenger RNA. Its product is annotated as cytochrome P450 CYP82D47-like. Gene Ontology annotation, biological process: defense response to other organism. Bases 137 to 1720 code for a protein of 527 amino acids. Gene Ontology annotation, molecular function: iron ion binding; oxidoreductase activity, acting on paired donors, with incorporation or reduction of molecular oxygen; heme binding. The record is from RefSeq and is a predicted model, not a curated record. The transcript is spliced from 2 exons. NCBI's taxonomy places the organism in Eukaryota, Viridiplantae, Streptophyta, Magnoliopsida, Sapindales, Anacardiaceae.
ACAGGCCAAAUAUUAUGAAUCCUUGAACGAAAGAUGACAAAACUUUGACAAAGCUGCCAAUUAAUAGAUAGACGGCUUAGUGGGGAAGUGUAGUGUAUUUUACGCAAAAUUUCUCUUCCAAAAACUGGAGUCUACCAUGAAUUUCCUUCUUCAGUACCUGAACACCGCUAUAAUCGGACUCUUUGUCACAGUUCUGAUCUCCUCCUGUUAUUUACUGAGUAGAUUCAACUCUAAUUCUUCCAGGGGGCGAAAAGCACCAGAAGCUGCAGGUAAAUGGCCAGUAAUCGGCCAUCUCCCCCUCUUAGCGGGACCCCAACUUCCUCAUCUUACCUUGGGAGACUUAGCCGACAAGUAUGGACCAGUCUUCUCCAUCCGGAUCGGCCUGUACCCAGCUUUGGUGGUCAGCAGCUGGGAGGUAGCCAAGGAAUUAUUCACCACGUUUGAUGUGGACGUUUCCUCUCGCCCAAAACUCACAGUUGGAAAGCUGUUGGGCCAUAACUAUGUAAAUUUCGGGUUCAGUCCUUACGGUGCAUACUGGCGCGAAAUGCGCAAAAUAACGGCCGCAGAGCUACUAUCAAACCGGAGGCUUGAGUUAUUUAAACAUGUUCGAGCCACUGAAGUGGAACUUGCAGUAAAAGAGAUCUACAAGCUUUGGAGCAAGAGUAGGAAUGAAGCAAGCCAUGUUUUGGUUGAGACAAAGCAGUGGUUUGGGGACCUGAAUUUGAAUGUUAUUCUGAGGAUGGUUGCUGGGAAGAGGUAUUUUGGUGCGGAUGCGGCAGCAGAUGAGAAAGAAGUCAGGCGUUGCAGGAAGGCGAUGAGGGAGUUCUUUGAUUUGGCUGGGCUUUUUGUGGUGAGAGACGCUUUGCCUUUUCUGGGAUGGCUUGAUAUUGGUGGAUAUGAGAAGGCCAUGAAGAAAACCCAUAAAGAACUGGACAGUCUUGUUGAGGAAUGGCUGCAGGAGCAUCGUAGGAAGAAGGAAGCUGGUGAAACGGCUGCUAAGGAAGAGCAAGACUUCAUAGACAUGUUGCUUUCUGUUCUUGAUGAUGUUGACCUCUCCGGAUUUGACAUUGAUACUGUUAUCAAAUCCACAUGCUCGACUAUAAUGGUAGGGGCCACUGAUACCACUACUGUUAGCCUGACAUGGGCACUUUCGCUAUUGCUGAACAAUCGCCAAGCGCUGGAGAAAGUUCAGAAAGAAUUAGACGACGUAGUUGGCAAGGAGAGGCUAUUGAGUGAAUCAGAUAUUGAUAAGUUGGUCUAUCUUCAAGCCGUAGUAAAGGAGACACUAAGAUUAUACCCAGCUGGACCGCUGGGAGGAGCACGCGAAUUCACUAAAGAUUGCACCAUAAGGGGCUAUUAUGUCCCCAAAGGCACCCGGCUGCUUAUUAACCUUUGGAAGCUGCAAAGAGACCCUCAGGUAUGGGCUGAUCCAUUGGAGUUCAAGCCAGAGAGAUUUCUAACGACUCACAAGGAUAUUGAUGUCAAGGGUCAACAUUUUGAGCUCAUCCCAUUUGGCGCUGGUAGAAGGGCAUGCCCUGGAAUAUCAUUUGGCUUACAAAUGACACAUUUGGUGCUGGCUAGCUUGCUACAUGCCUUCGACGUUACAACUCCUUCAAGUGGACCUGUCGACAUGACUGGAUCCCCUGGAAUGACGAACAUCAGGGCAACACCACUUGAAAUUCUUGUGAAACCCCGCUUGCCGAGUCAUCUCUAUGGAUAAAUAUUGCCUGAUUAAGCAUAAAGCACUCCAUGAAUUCACAUGUAAAAGUUUUGUAUGCAUGAGACAUGAUAUUAGCUAUGAAGAGAAUAAUGGAGUACUCUGUUUCUGAAAUUGUUUUUGCUUUACGGGAUGGGAGUUUGCCUUGUGUGGACCUGUUAGACCGGGCCUGUAAAUUUGUAUUGUAUUAUUUACUUUCUUCGUUUCUGCCA